This is a messenger RNA of Neopelma chrysocephalum (saffron-crested tyrant-manakin), 2685 nucleotides long. RefSeq names its product RAS like proto-oncogene A (gene RALA). The coding region runs from base 249 to 869 and encodes 206 amino acids. Gene Ontology annotation, biological process: Ras protein signal transduction; regulation of exocytosis. NCBI's taxonomy places the organism in Eukaryota, Metazoa, Chordata, Aves, Passeriformes, Pipridae. The transcript is spliced from 6 exons. Gene Ontology annotation, molecular function: GDP binding; GTP binding; GTPase activity. The record is from RefSeq and is a predicted model, not a curated record. Gene Ontology annotation, cellular component: plasma membrane.
GUUCCAUUUGGCUGGUGUGUUGAUGCAGUCUGCCUGUGGGGAGAGAGAACACUUGCCUGUAUUUGUGAAGAGGAGAUGGAGAACUUGGUGUUCAGAGCUUGUUUUGACUUGAAAUCUCUGGAGGAGAGUACAUUCUGUCACUGUACCGGGACUUUCACAUGUCUUAAGAACUGUGCAAGCAAUCACAAAUUUUACUAUUGAGAUAGGUUUUUUUCAUUUGAUACCUGUGAAUUUUCUGCAAUCUAAAGAUGGCAGCAAAUAAACCUAAAGGACAAAAUUCCUUGGCUUUACACAAAGUCAUCAUGGUGGGAAGCGGUGGUGUAGGAAAAUCUGCUUUAACACUACAAUUCAUGUAUGAUGAGUUUGUUGAAGACUAUGAGCCCACCAAAGCAGAUAGCUACAGGAAAAAAGUGGUUCUGGAUGGGGAAGAAGUCCAAAUUGAUAUAUUGGACACAGCAGGGCAGGAGGACUACGCUGCAAUUAGAGACAACUACUUCCGAAGUGGAGAAGGCUUUCUUUGCGUCUUCUCUAUUACAGAGCUAGAAUCCUUUGCAGCAACUGCAGACUUCAGGGAGCAGAUCUUAAGAGUAAAAGAAGAUGAGAAUGUUCCUUUUUUGCUAGUUGGUAAUAAAUCAGAUUUGGAAGAUAAAAGGCAAGUUUCUGUAGAGGAAGCAAAAAACAGAGCUGAUCAGUGGAAUGUUAAUUAUGUGGAAACUUCUGCAAAAACACGAGCUAAUGUUGACAAGGUGUUUUUUGAUUUAAUGAGAGAAAUUAGAGCCAGAAAAAUGGAAGACAGCAAAGAAAAGAAUGGAAAGAAGAAAAGAAAAAGCCUAGCUAAGAGGAUCAGAGAAAGAUGUUGCAUUUUAUAAUCAAAAACCUGGAUUCCUUUCCUACCCUGACCAUACUAAUAAAAAACAUAAUUUAUAAGCAUGCCAUUGAAGGCUGAAGUGACUGAAAUUACCCUAACAUGUUGGAAAAUGUAAUGUACCACUAAAAACAUGAAUUGGAGCUGCACUGAAAGUCAAAUUCACUGAAAAAAAAUUAUGUGGCUUCAAGAGAAGCAAAGUUCAGUCCAUUUCAUAAUUGCCUACCUUCUCACAUUUCUUCUGAAUGUAGUGUCUCAUAGGCAGUCUUUUCUUUAAUAGUGAACAGAGGGGCAAAGUAUUACUUUGUGGGUUCUUAUAAAGCAUACUUUUUUAUCACUGGUAAUUGUCAAUUCAUCUUGUCUUUGUUGCCUUGAAAAUUGCAAUUGUGAACAUGAUACCUAACAAAGCAGCAUGCAGCUGUUUUGCCAUGGAGUUAUGCAAAUUAGAAAAGAAUAAUGUAUAUGCGAACAGUUAUUUUGAGGAAAACUAUAUGUGGUUCUGCAUUACCUGAUUAAUUUAGAAGAGUGAUAUAAACUUUUACAUUGAAAUAUUUGAAUAUGCCUUAAUUUUAAAACCCAAACAUAGCAGGUUGCUUAAUCAAGGGUGUAUUUUCAACUUUGUUGCAUGGAGACUGUUCCUGCACAUCAGUGCGAGACUGCCCUCUCUGUGGAGUGCAGUUACAUGAAUGAUUUUGCUAACUAGCUGUCUGCUAGCAGUGUCUGUUCUUUAAAUAUGUGCCAUACUCUGGUAUUGUGAAUAAUACAGAGCAUAUUCUGUCAUCCAUAAUUUGGUUAACAGUAUGGUAUCUUAACUAAAAGGUCAGAAUACAUAUAAGACUGAUGUCAUAAGCCUAUGGCACAUCUAAGCCUGGAAUGGUUGUUUAAAAUUUAACGUGCUGAUACCUUGAAACUUCCCUUUUGCGCAUAGAUUUUUGUCUAGAUGUUCCUUGGGUUAUAACUCCCUGGAAUUGGGUGGAGUGGGGCUAAUCUAGUAGCGCUAAUGUGUUUUAAGAUGUUGUCUGGCAAAUUUUGGUUAAUUUCUUUUGUGUUCCUAAUACUCAGCUGUGGGAACAUGGUGUGUUAUGCUGAAGCUCUUUGCAGGUUUUGUACCAUUUAGUCUAUGUUGAUUUUCAAAUGGGGAACAGUGUAGCUACUUUUUCUAGUAGAUGUUGAUAUCAAACAAUCAAACAUGCUUUGCAAUACAGAAACAUUUAACAUGUACAUCCAAAAUCCCCAAACAAAACAUACUGCCUCAGUUGCUUCGGAACAGCAAGAAUACUAGCACACGGUUAGUAUGCUACAUCUUAACUAAGAAAAUACCAGAAUGUUUGAGGGUUUUGGACUCCUUUGUGGUGAGACAGGCUAGAUCAAUUCCACAAACUGUUAUACUUUUUAUACAUGUGUAAACCUAUAACUGACAGUUUAAAAUGUGCUCAAGCAAACUAGGUAACAAAUAUUUAACUUUCAUGCUAACAGACGUUUUAGGGACUCAAGUCUUAGAAGUUAUAUAUGUCAUGUUAAAUAUUUAUCAAUAGGAAUUUUGUAUGUGCAUUUAGUAGACUGCCAAGUGCACAAUUAAAGUUACUCGUGUAACUGGCAAAUAAGCCAGUCUUCAUCUUACUGUGUACUCAUUUGGGUCUAUUUAGCCAGGGAGUCUAACCACUAACAUUGUGACUUUGCUUUGGAACCUGUAUACUGGGAACUGAGGUGUUAUGAAGCCACUGGACACGUCAAAGCUGUCUUGGCUGAUGCCUUAUCCUGUCCUUUUAUUUGCUAUUUGAGCCAUUCAAAGAUGAAUAAACUUCCAUUUUUCUAAAAUA